Candida albicans SC5314 is the source of this 2418-nucleotide messenger RNA. It is a transcript of the gene ORC1, whose product is annotated as origin recognition complex subunit 1. The record is from RefSeq and is a predicted model, not a curated record. Gene Ontology annotation, molecular function: ATP hydrolysis activity; ATP binding; DNA replication origin binding. Gene Ontology annotation, cellular component: nuclear origin of replication recognition complex. The transcript has a single exon. Bases 1 to 2418 code for a protein of 805 amino acids. Lineage: Eukaryota; Fungi; Ascomycota; Pichiomycetes; Serinales; Debaryomycetaceae. Gene Ontology annotation, biological process: mitotic DNA replication checkpoint signaling; DNA replication initiation.
AUGAAUAAACUUCCCAAAGGAUGGAAUUUUACCAUAGUGGACGACAAUGCCGAUCUGACCAACUCAGAAAACAUACAAGGAAAAAGACCAAGAAGGUCAAGAACUAGUGUACAAAGGAGUGACGGGGCUUCUCCAAUUAUCCGAGACAAUAUAGUCUUAAUAAGAACUGACGAUAAUGAGGAAUUCAAAGUGGGCGAUACUAUAGAGAUAACUCAAGGAAAAGGGCCGGAGGAUCCAACCACUGAAUACGGCCUUAUAACAGAAAUAAAGUUUGGAAAUAGUGAGUUUAUUGAAGUCAUCGUUGAUUGGUUUAUACGGUCAUCCGAAAUAGUUGGUAUGCCCAAUGAUUUUUUUGCAGACAAUGAAUUGUUGUUAACUCCGUUUAGAAGUGAGGUGAAAUUUAUUGAUUUUAUUAGACCCAUCAAUGUUCUAUCUGAAAGCCAAUUUGCGGAUGUGGUAAUAGACGAGUCUAAUUCCCAUUCCACGUUUUUAGUGAAACGUGCUACAGAUAACGAAGGAAACUUUAGCGACAUUUUUGAUUAUAAGGAUUUUAGUGGUAAAGUACUUGAGAACCCAAAGAAAUGUGCGAUACAGGUUAAAGAAUUGAUAUCUACUACUGUGCAAAAAGAACUUUUAAAGGAAUUUAGCAAGGAGCAACGUAAAAAAAAAGCAAACAAGGUUUCGACAACGGGUCGCGUAACUAGAUUCAAUAAACGCAAGGAAAGUGUAUCAACAAAAGCUAUUAAACCGGAAAAUAAGCAGGUUAGAAUUGAGAUUGAUAACGACGUUUUAUCUGACCAAUCUGAAGAAAAACAGGAAGAGAGUGAUUAUAAUGAGGCGGAAGAUGCAAAUUCUGCGUUGGAGUCUGACGAAGAAAACAUUUCACAAGAACUGGAGGACCUGGAAGUGGAAUAUUCAACAAAAAAGAAGUUGAAAAAUAAGAAGUUGCUGCGUAGAUCGAAGGCAGCAGCCACCCCUUCACCCAAACGAAAGCUACAAAAAAAGGAUAUUGAAGACAUUUACUCCGUUGUCACACCCACUAAAAGAAUGAAAUUGGGUAAAGAUGACCGAGACUCGUUACCAGUAUUUUUAUCACCGACCAAAAGCGUUCCUAGUGAAUUCACCGACCCCAAAUCGGUUGCUUUCAAAGAAGUGAAACAAAGAUUGCACACAUCACAGAAGUUAAAUGCUCUACCUGGUAGAGAAGAUGAAUUUGCCAUGAUAUAUAUGAAUCUAGAGUCAGCAGUAAACGAAAAAACAGGUUGUUGUGUGUAUGUAUGUGGAGUACCAGGUAUGGGAAAGACGGCAACAAUCAAGGACGUUGUUGAACAAAUGACAUAUUCGAGUGAAAGAGGUGAAAUGGAACAGUUUAGUUAUUUAGAGUUGAAUGGAUUGAAGUUAUUAAGCCCCACUGUUGCGUACGAAGCUCUUUGGCAUCAUAUAAGCGGGGACAAAGUCAGUGCUUCAAAUGCAGCAUUAUUGUUAGAGGAAUAUUUCAAACGAGAAGAUCACAAGAGAAAACCUUUAGUGAUACUUAUGGAUGAAUUCGACCAGAUUGCUACCAAAAAGCAAAAUGUUAUGUAUAACUUCUUCAAUUGGCCGACAUAUUCAACAUCCAAAUUAAUUGUCAUAGCUGUUGCCAACACUAUGGAUUUACCAGAACGAAUGUUAACAAACAAAAUAGCAUCAAGAUUGGGAUUAAGAAGAAUUCAAUUUAGAGGGUACACCUUUCAACAAUUGGGAGAUAUCAUAACACAUAGAUUAGAAAUGAUCACUAAGAAUAACAGAAGAAAAGUUGUGAUUACAUCUGACGCAAUUGGGUUUGCCUCUAGAAAAGUUGCUAGUGUGAGUGGUGAUGCUCGUAGAGCAUUGACAAUAUGUCGACGGGCAGUUGAGAUAGCUGAGAAGGAAUACUUGGAGAAUAAAAAGGGUGAGGACGAUAGUGGGCCUUACCAGGUAUUGAUUUCUCACAUAUCCACUGCGAUAAAUGAAACGGUGAACUCGCCAUUAAGUAAAUAUAUUGCAUCACUUCCAUUUGCAUCCAAGUUGGUAUUGGCAUCACUAUUAAGAAGAUCGAGAAGAACUGGCCUUGCUGAAAACAGCCUAGGCGAUAUAAUUGAUGAAAUGAGAAACUCAUUUGCCAUGGCCACACAUUCAGAAGAACAAGGAAGUGACGAGUUGAAUAUGCAAGAUGUCUUGUACAGUGAUAAAACAUUUACUGCCACUAAUGAAACUGCACCUAUUUUGAAUUUGAGAAUCCAUUUUUUCAAACAAAUAGUGACGUCUUUGGUAGAAGCAGGAAUUAUAAUACAGCAGAAUUCACCAGGUGAAAGAUCAAGACUUGUUAAACUUGACGUGCCUGAGGAAGAAGUCGUAUCGGUCUUCAAGAAAGAUAAUGCUAUAUCACAGUUUUUAUAG